Frankliniella occidentalis (western flower thrips) is the source of this 4019-nucleotide messenger RNA. RefSeq lists its product as uncharacterized. The transcript has 14 exons. The record is from RefSeq and is a predicted model, not a curated record. Lineage: Eukaryota; Metazoa; Arthropoda; Insecta; Thysanoptera; Thripidae. Bases 260 to 2674 code for a protein of 804 amino acids.
CUGCUCGCCCGUGAGCGUUGGAGCGCGACGGAUGCAGCGUUCGCACGCAGCCCGCGUCCAAAACAAGGCGUUGGCGUGAUGGCGGCGGGCUCGGGCGGGUUGUUGUGCUAGUGCGGCUUUAAUUUCACGAUUAUGUUGUUUUGUUUGGCCCUAAACUUCCCCUGAGAUUGUAAAUCUCGCACUUCUUGAUCCCGGCAUCAAGUUUCGACUCAUUUCCCCCGGGCCACCCUUUGGUCGGACCGACUAGAAGCAGUGAGUCAUGGGGUGGCACCUGUUGUUGUACACGGUGCUGGCCAUCCUCGGCCUGGGCGUCAACGUUAUCCUCUGUCAGUAUGAGUGGCAGGCCAAGGACUCGUUCGACGAGGUGCGCUCGCAGAUGCAGCGCGUCACCAAGGACAACUGCCCCAUCCAGCACCUGGGCGACCUGUACCUCCCGGAGGACUCGGUCAGCCACAUCCCCGACAUCAAGGAGAUCAACAUCAACCCAGUGUUCCCCAACAGGACCGCUCUCUUGCACCUGCACAACAUGGCCAUGAGCAGAGCCUUUUUCUUCUCUUACAUUCUCCAGACAAGGUUUAUUCGACCAGCCAUCAAUGACACCUACGAUCCUGGUAUGAUGUAUUACUUCCUGUCAACUGUGGCCGAUGUAUCCGCCAACCCAUACAUCAACGCCAGUGCAAUUUACUUUGCUCCAAACUCUUCGUACUCAUCCUCAUACAGAGGAUUCUUCAACAAAACUUUGCCACGUUUUGCCCCUAGAACUUUCAGGGAGGAUGAUUUUAAUGACCCUGUCCAUCUUGAACGACUGUCAACCCGGAACACUUUUACAGUAAGAGAUCUAGGUGCCUUUCCCAGUGACAGCCUAAGUCAAGAUUAUACAUCUGAAUAUUAUCGCAUCAAUGAAUGGUAUAAGAAGUGGUUACCUGAUCAAACAAAGGGUCGUCAUGAUACUAAAACAACCUAUCAAGUUGAAAUACGAUAUGCAAACAACACCAAUGAAACAUUUACCUUCCAUGGACCACAAGGUGCUCAUGAGGAUCCUGGACCAGUUAAAUGGACUCGCCCAUAUUUUGACUGCGGGCGCUCUAACAAAUGGCUUGUAGCUGCUGUGGUGCCGAUUGCCGAUCUUUAUCCCCGUCACACAGGUUUUCGGCACAUUGAGUUUCCUAUGUACACUGCAGUGUCAGUGAUUGAAAUGGACUAUGAUCGAAUAGAUAUUAAUCAAUGUCCUAAAGGCCAGGGAAAUAGUGGUCCUAAUAUAUUUGCAGACACUGCAAGAUGUAAACAAGAAUCUACAGAGUGUGAACCUAUUCAUGGAUGGGGCUUUAGGAGAGGAGGUUAUCAGUGUCGAUGUAGACCUCAAUACCGUCUACCAACUGUUGUGAGACGGCCAUUCCUUGGAGAGAUCAUAGAGCGAGCUACUGCUGAACAGUAUUACAAUAAUUUCGACUGCCUGAGAGUAGGAUGGGUCCACAAGAUUCCUGUUAAAUGGGAUAGAGUUCCAGAAUACAUGCGCAACUAUUAUUUGGACAAGUUCCCAGAGUACAAGAAUGCAUCUAAGGGUGCGAAAUCUCUUCAUGCUGGUAGAGUUAACGUUGAUGAGGUUCUUAAGUUUAUCUUCUCUGUGAAUGAAGGAAACUGCAAACAAUAUCACCCACAAGAUCUUAUCCUACAUGGAGACAUUGCAUAUGGUACUGAGGAGCAGUUUGAAAACGAGGCCAAAAUGGCCUCUCGUCUUGCUAAUUUCAUCAGUGCCUUCUUACAGAUAUCAGACCCCAAAGAAGUGUUCACUGGGAAGCGUGUGGCUGAUCAACCACUCACUGAAGAUCAGAUGUUUGGUGAAACUUUGGCUCUUGUCAUGGGAGAUACCAAGAUCUGGUCUGCUGGAACUUAUUGGGAACGAAAUAAGUUCACCAAUCGCACACUAUUUGCUCCUUAUGCUUAUAAAGAGCAAUUAAACACAUUGAAAUUCAAACUGGAGGAUUUAGCUCGGCUGAACAAGUCAGAGGAGGUGUACCUCAAUAAACCAUGGUUCCGUUUCCUAAAGCAGCGCUGGUCAACAAACUUUGACGACCUAGAAAAGUACUUUAUGAAAAUCAAAUUACGUUUCAAUGAAACUGGUGAAAAUCUGAAGAAGUAUGAACACUAUCCGAACCACUACAGAGCUGCAAAUCUUAAUCAUGGUCACUGGACAACACCUUACUUUGAUUGUGAAGGGAAAGUGAAGAAAUGGGUCAUGACUUAUGCAUCUCCUUUCUUUGGUUGGGACAGCCUUAAGGUUAAACUUGAAUUCAAGGGUGUUGUGGCUGUGACUGUCAAUUUGCGUCAGCUAGACAUCAACCAGUGUCCAGAUAAGUAUUAUGUACCCAAUGCAUUCAAGGAUACCCACAAAUGCCCAAGAAAAUCGUCUUAUUGUGUUCCUAUUCUUGGUCGUGGGUUUGAAACUGGUGGUUACAAGUGCCAGUGCAUACAAGGGUUUGAGUAUCCCUUUGAGGAUCAAAUAACAUACUAUGAUGGUCAACUUGUUGAGGCAGAGUUCUCAAAUAUUGUAAAUGAACAACCAUCGAGGUAUGACAUGUUCAAGUGCCGUGUGGCUGGUGCCUCAACUGUUCAAAGCAGCUUUGUAGUGCUGUUCAGUAUGAUGGUAACGUUGUUGAUAUACUUCAGGCGGUAAAGAAAAGUACCUUUACCGUAGAAUGAUCUCAGGUAAGGUUGCUUAGAGGGUAUUCUUCUUCAUUGAGAGAACUAGAGAUUUACUUAUGCAGAAGAUGAGUCUGUGUCACACCCCAAACUGUGUGCUCUGCAUUUUAACCAGUCCUUUUCUCUCUGGAAGAAUUUUCCCAAAAUAAUUUAUGUUGGUUGAAAAUCUCUUCAAAAUAGGACUGAUUCAAGGAAUUUUGGUUCAAGUUACAUUAAAUCACAUAGUUCUUUUUUGUACCUUUUUUUUAAAUGCCAUUGUGAGCCAUCUGUCAGAAAUACCAAUGUUAAGUAAGUGAGCACAAUUUGAUAUCAUGUUGAAAGGCAACCUUUCAAAUUAUAAAUACCUGACUAAAUAACAAAAUCACGACAAACACUUAAAUUUAUAUUGACUUAGUUUUUAAAAUGUAGAGCUUUAUCAUACUUUGGUUGCUUUUUUUCAAUGCAUUUCUUUUUCUUUUAUGCAUGCACCAAAAAUAUUAUCACUGUUCCGUUUAAGUCACAUUCCUUGGGGACUUUACCUACUUGGUAGGCCGGAGUGCACAAUGUGCGUAGUCCAUACUCUCAAAUCAAGUUUUUGUCUAGAACCAUGAAUUAUAGAUUUUAUGAAGUAGUGUAAGUGAGUUGAUGAUUGAUCUGCAUUAAAACAUACGUUUUCCAAUUGGAAAUGAACAAUGUUUUAUAGAUAGACAAAUGUUGAUGCAUUAAAUGUUAAUGAUCUAAUUCAGUUUUGAUGCUUUGAAAUUCAUCUGUAUUAUGAACAUGAUGUUUAGAUCUGAUUUUUAAAAAUAGUUUAAACUCUUGAGAGGUCUUCCCAUAAAUUAACACACUGCCUUUUUCUAAAUGUGAUAGGUAAUUAAUACAUUUUUCUAAAUGUAUUUGACAGUUGUGAGGGAAAAACAUUUUUUCUUUGUACAUUGUUUUUUGAACAUGUGCUAAUGUAUGAAAUGAGGGUCGUCCUUGACAGAACUUUUUGCAGUUUUGACCCCUCUAUUUAGUUGUAAGUGCAGAUUAUCUGCAAGCAUGUGCCUUAGGAACAAUUCCAAUUAAUUAACUUUUCCGUCCGACUAGAGAAUGUGUAAGACUACCCAUUUUACUGUAUUGCACAAAAUCUUUUAAUGUUGAUAUUGUAAUUUUUGAGAUACUAUUUUGCUCAUGUAAUAGAGUUUAUUAUGAUUGUGCUCUCAGUCAUUCCUUCUAAUGUGGUGUAAACUUCCGUCCAACAGAGUGUAUUUGUUUAAUGUGUAUUCCAUUUUUUUUUCUUUUUCAUAUUUGUAUUUUAUUUAGAAAAUGAAUUUAAUAAACAGUAUUUACAUCCAUUA